Molecule: messenger RNA, 4062 nt
Organism: Histoplasma mississippiense
Lineage: Eukaryota; Fungi; Ascomycota; Eurotiomycetes; Onygenales; Ajellomycetaceae
Exons: 5
Coding region: 1-4062 (1353 amino acids)
Biological process (GO): RNA export from nucleus; protein import into nucleus; protein localization to nuclear inner membrane
Cellular component (GO): nuclear pore inner ring; nuclear pore
Molecular function (GO): structural constituent of nuclear pore
Source: RefSeq, a predicted model, not a curated record
AUGACCGCCCCCCCUCUUACUCCUCAAAGACCUCUACCAGGCACCUAUUUCCAGACUCCAGCUCACCCUAAUUUCAAUGGGCCUCUCUUUCAAUCUUCUACCAUGUCUGGUGGCGGCGGCCUACCCACAACUGCCGCCGCACUUCCGCCCCAGCCUCUUCGUGCAAGACUCCCAAUGACAACGGUCAAGAGCAGAGCAGAAAACCUGAACCCACGACAACGAGCAGCGCUGACAAUAGAUGAGGCGUUGGCGCAGGAGUCGCGAUACCCAGAUUUAGACAGUUAUUUAUCUCAGGGAUUUUCCUCCGAUUAUGAUAUUCCCACAUCGGCAUCGUGGGCACCAUUUCAAAAAGUUAAGAUGUACAAUAUACCGGACCAAAUUUUCGAUCAAUACAAUCGGGCUCAGGUAUCGACAAAUAUGGGCCUUUUUGCAGAACUGAAUCAUGCUUGGGUUACUAUCGACAAUGCGCUGUAUCUCUGGGAGUAUACGCAUCCCAACCCGCAGUUGGUGGGAUUUGAGAGCCAGCCGAAUAGUAUAAACGCUGUUAAGUUAGCUCGCCCUCGGCCAGGCGUUUUCCUCCCGUCAAUAUCACAUGUUCUUGUUAUCUCUACUACUGCAGAGGUGUUAAUCUUGGGCCUGGGAUGUGAGACGUCCGCUUCAGGAACAAAGACAGUAACGCUCUAUCAAACUGGGAUGGCUACAUCGAUUCGAGGGUUGGACAUCAACGUAAUUACGUCAUCAAACUCGACUGGGAGGAUAUUUUUUGCGGGGUCUGCCGACAACGACGUAUAUGAGCUCACAUAUCAACAAGAAGAGCGAUGGUUCCAGGGUCGGUGCGGGAAAGUGAACCAUACGAGCAAGAGUUUUGCCGCCUUCACCCCGUCCAUCAUUCUAAGCCAUAAACCGACGGAAUUUGUUGAGCAACUGGUGGUUGAUGAUAGCCGAAACCUGUUAUACACCCUUUCCUCGAACUCGUCUAUCCGGGUAUUCCAUCUGAAGCCUGAUGGAACUGUCAAUCUUACAAUUACAAAGCGUGCUAUUGACAUAUACUCAAAUCUUGGCCACAUUAUCAGCUCUAACGAAACGCUCAACCCUGGGGUUAAGAUAGUUUCUAUCAGUCCUAUCCCAGCUGCAGAGGCUUCUAGAUAUCAUCUGAUGGCAGUCACCGCGACGGGCUAUAGGAUAUAUCUCAGCGCUACCGGGUCAUAUAGCUGGUCCGCAACUCCGACUGCGACCAAUGCUCCGACCAGCAUGCAAGCUCACCAUGUGAGGACACCACCUUCUGACAACAACCCUGCAAGCCAAUUACCCCAAGGACGUGGAGUUGUUGGGUCGCCAUAUCAGGUCUUGCCGGGAGCAAAACUUGCCAUCCACUCACUUGACCCUACUAGAUCUGCUCAACGAUUCCCUCCUGGUUACUUUUUCUGCUUUACGUCAAAAAACUCCACCAAUAAAGCAGACACUCUUUUUAUUUCGACUCCAGACUCUGGUCGUCUUUCACGACCUCAAGAGAGCGCACUCCCGAUUAAACCUGGCGAAACCGCGAUCUGGCUAACGCUUGGCAGUCGAGCAGAAGACAUCGGGUUAUGCACACCAGAAUUCACUGUGCAGCCGCAAGGAGGCUUUGGAAAUGAGCUGGCCGUUCAAUUCGACAAGCCUGCUGCGGAAAUUGCUGUUUUGACCAAUACCGGUAUUCACGUUAUUCGAAGGCGGCGACUAGUGGAUAUCUUUGCAUCACUAAUACGGAGCGAUAGCGGAGAAGAGGGCCUUGAGACUCAGGUAAAAUCACUGAUACGAUUGUACGGCCGCAGUGAGACGCUCGCGACCGCUUUAGCAGUCGCCUGCGGUCAGGGAGUGGAACUCUCUGCGGAUUCUCGCCUUUCUAAGAUAAACGACCCUGACGUCCUUGAAUUUGCGCGUAAGGUGUUUAUUGAGUUUGGCGGCAAGCCGACCUUUAAUGAGAAUGCAGUUGCCGACAACUCCACUCCUGCGAUUGAUGCUGUCAUCCCCUCACCACGCCAUGCUGGUAUUGCGCUCUACACUUCGCGCCUCUUGAGAUCGAUCUGGAAAACGGUGAUUGCCAAGCAAAGUCGGACCCCAGCGGGAGGAGUCACCAUUUCGCCAUCUGUCGAUACUUCGAAAUUGCAUUCAAUUCAGAGAGAUUUGUCCGCCCUUCAGGAUUUCUUCCGGACGAACAAAUCCUUUAUUGAGGGAUUGAGUGGGCCAGAGGCUCUCUCACGAGCUGUUACAAAACAAGACGAGAUUGCGCUGCAAGGCGAGCAUCGUGCCUUGCAUUCCAUGGUCCAGCUAGUCUCUGAUACAAUAGAAGGUAUUUCGUUUGUUCUGGUCCUGUUCGAUGAACAGGUUCACGAGAUCAUCGCGCUAUUACCUGAGGAAACAAGGCAACGAUUUUUAACGCUCACAUUCGAGGAGUUGUUCAGUAGCAGCAAGGGCCAUGAUGUUGCGAAAGAGCUUGUCAAGUCUAUUGUUAAUCGAAAUAUUGCUAAAGGCUCUAACGUUGAAACGGUUGCUGAAGCCUUGCGGCGAAGAUGUGGCACCUUUUGCAGCGCAGAAGAUGUCGUUAUUUUCAAAGCUCAAGAACAACUCAAGAGAGCUACUGAAGCCGGUGGGAAUUCCGAAUUGGGUCGCAAUUUGCUUAAUGAGAGUUUAAUCCUUUUUCGCCAAGUUUCUGAGAAUCUGUCCAUGGAUUAUCUCCAAUCUGCGGUGGAACCAUAUAUCCAGAACCAAUUCCUUUGCCGCGUUGCAGCCCAUUCUGACAAGGCAAAUCGUGCGCUUUCUUGGAUUAUGGAUGGUCGUCCACUAGAGGAUCCCCGACAAGCUAGUUACGAAGUUCGUCAACAGUGCUAUGAUCUAAUCUACAAAAUUAUUCUCAGAGUCGACGAACUUUCGGGCCAAGAUCCUGGUUUUGUGGAUGGGCAGUAUACUGUUAUUGCACGAAGAAAGAAUGAAGUUUACGAUGUGAUCUCAAAUUGCGAGGAUGAGGUGUUCCUCACCAGCUUGUAUGAUUGGUACUUAGAGCGAGGUUGGAGCGAACGACUUCUUGAAGUUAAGACUCCUUUCGUCGUGACCUACCUUCAAAGAAAGUCCACCGAAGACCUAUCACAUGCAGAUCUACUAUGGAGGUAUUACGGACAGUCAAGUCGAUUUUACGAUGCCGCAUCAGUUCAGCUGCAGCUUGCCCAGAGCUCAUUUUCACUCCCCCUGAGUAGACGGAUUGAGUAUCUCGGUCAAGCCAGGGCAAAUGCGUCUGUUUUCACGCCAAACGUAUCACGAGCAUCGAGGCAAAGGUUAAUUCAGGAGAUUUCGACCUUGAUUGAUAUAGCCAAUGUACAGGAUGACCUUCUACAGAGGCUUAAGGAAGAAACUAGGAUUGCCCCAGAGCGCAAAGCUACAGUUCUGCAAGAGGUAGAUGGUGAGAUUAUGGAGCUCAAUAAGCUUUAUAAUAUGUAUGCUGACCCUGGUGGCUACUACGAUGUUUGUCUUCAAAUCAUGCAUCUCGCCAAUUACCGCAACGCUUCCGACAUCAAGGCAUGCUGGCAUAACCUAAUCCAAGAAGUCCAUGAUGAGGCUUCAGCGAAAGGCGAACCGCUCCCCUAUGAAGCCGUCAUCGAAAAGAUCCGAGGCCUCUCCGGCCGCCUCAGGAUGUCAGACACUACAUUCCCAAUCCAGAUCCUACUACCAAUGCUUCAGCGCUAUGUAUUGGAACAGCAGCUAGGCGUUGGCCCGGACAGCUGGAUCGUAGAACUCUUUCUCGAUCUCCAAGUUUCACAUGAACUCAUCUACACCGUUCUCGAAUCGUUGUUCUACAACGACGAAGUGCCUUUCCAUGGCAAGAACCGCCGGUAUAUCGGACGAGAUCUGCUAUACCUGAUCGCCCGCUGGUUCCAGGAAUCAUUGCGCGUUGGAGCCGGGGCGUUUGGAAGUGAUAUCUUUGCUUCCCGCGUAUCCGAGAUGUUGCUGUUAUUGCAACAGAGUGGGUUGGAUGACGAGUCGGUCCAGGCAUGUCGCGAUUUGCGGGUUAAAAUUGAGCGAUCUCUCUAA